AUGUCCGAAAUCGAAGGCAAAGACGUCGCCGCUUUGAUCGCGGAAGGUAACGAGAAGCUCGCGUCUGUGCCGUCGGCGGUGGGGCGCGCGCCGGCCGGCGGUGGCGGCGGUGGCGGCGGCGGUGGCGACGGCGGUGGCGAGGCGAAGAAGGAAGAAGUCGUCGAAGAGGAAGAGGAAGACAUGGGCUUUGAUCUCUUCGAUUAA
Bathycoccus prasinos is the source of this 204-nucleotide messenger RNA. RefSeq lists its product with no specific name. The transcript has a single exon. Gene Ontology annotation, molecular function: structural constituent of ribosome. The coding region runs from base 1 to 204 and encodes 67 amino acids. Gene Ontology annotation, biological process: cytoplasmic translational elongation. Lineage: Eukaryota; Viridiplantae; Chlorophyta; Mamiellophyceae; Mamiellales; Bathycoccaceae. The record is from RefSeq and is a predicted model, not a curated record. Gene Ontology annotation, cellular component: cytosolic large ribosomal subunit.